Dreissena polymorpha is the source of this 1238-nucleotide messenger RNA. RefSeq lists its product as uncharacterized. The transcript has 3 exons. The record is from RefSeq and is a predicted model, not a curated record. Lineage: Eukaryota; Metazoa; Mollusca; Bivalvia; Myida; Dreissenidae. Bases 154 to 1020 code for a protein of 288 amino acids.
ACUACUUUUGAAUGGGAUAGAUCCAAAUAAAGAAUUGCGUGACUGAAAAGUUGAAAUUAUUUAAUGAACGAAUACAUGAAUCAAUAAUGAAAUAAAUAUUAUUUGAACGAAUUGUUGAUUAAAAGUAAGGUGUGAAACAGUACAACUAAACCCAUGUUUAUUUAUACAGAUAUGAAAACUGCUCCCCCUAAGACAGCGGCGUUCGCAAAUGCUGGUAGCGGAACGAACAUAGGGGCCGUGGUUGGGGGCACCCUUGGAGCCUUGGUUGCCCUGCUGCUGCUGGUGCUGCUCAUAAUCUGCCUGGUCAGGAGACGACGCCGCGAUGAUCCAGAGAAGAGCGUCAAACCGGGCCAGCGUUCCAUUCGUUACUUCUCACAAAGCGAUGACGUCACUGUAACGGAAAACGAGUUGUAUGAGUACGACGGUCAAACGCCGGGGCACACCACCAACGCGUUGUUCAUUGGUGGCAUACCGGAAACCCCCGCGAGUCCGGGUUACAUUCCACACUUUUUCACGGACAGCGGUGAUCGAUACGCCGUCAUUGUAGAUUCGACGAGGGCCAAGUCCAAAUCCAAAGAACGACCAAGUCUCUCAACGGUUCCACAGUCGACAUCUUCUAAGGGGUCUAGCGAUUCAAACACACAUUUAAACGAAAUGUCGAACGACCGCAGCAGCGCAUUUGAGUCAGACAGACUUUCUCUCUCUACGCCAAACGAAUAUACGAGCGAUAAGGAUCCGGGUAUGGGGGUCGGGAAUCCGGGUUACGACCCCGCCUAUUUUACUGCCAUAAGCGGCGAAGAAAAUUCCGGGAAAUCGUCAUCGCCCUAUGACUACAUUGACCAUGAUAAACUGCAAAGAGAUGAAGCUGGUUUUGACAUACCCGCCCAUCCAAGAGAGGCUAACAAUGUGGCGUCACCGGAUGUCGGGCAUGAAGAUCACUAUAAGAGGGUGAUUACUCCAACAAUUGACACCGACGAUGACGGUUAUUUGAAAUCUCCUAAACGCAUUUCAGUUCCCUGACACACGAAACAAAAUACAUUUCAUGAUCAUACCAAUUUUGUUCGGUUAGCGGGCAAUAGAAGGUUAACGUCAGACAAGUGGAAAUGUGUAUAUUUUAAUUGCAAACACUUUUGUCCUUACCGCUUUAGAUCAGCCGAAAAGCAUUUAUGAGGAGAAAUGCAUUGUGUUAGUGUCGUUGAACAUGCUCGCUUUAAAUAGUGUAUAUACGGUACAUAUUA